This is a messenger RNA of Myxozyma melibiosi, 1182 nucleotides long. Its product is annotated as general substrate transporter. The record is from RefSeq and is a predicted model, not a curated record. Gene Ontology annotation, cellular component: membrane. Gene Ontology annotation, molecular function: carbohydrate:proton symporter activity. The annotation marks the transcript as partial. Lineage: Eukaryota; Fungi; Ascomycota; Lipomycetes; Lipomycetales; Lipomycetaceae. The transcript has 2 exons. Gene Ontology annotation, biological process: transmembrane transport; carbohydrate transport.
AUGAGUAAUGCACCCAAGUACAUCGGCCUCCGAGGCAUCUGGCUCAACCGAGCAGUUGCCUUCAUCGCCGGCACUGGCUUCUGGCUCUUCGGAUACGAUCAAGGAGUAAUGGGCGGCCUUCUCACCCUCCCUACCUUUGUCAAAACCUUUCCCGGCAUGGACUCUACCUCUGACUAUCUCUCGGACGCUCAAAAAUCUCACAACUCGACUAUCCAAGGUGUCGUCAUCUCAAUCUACGAAAUCGGAUGCAUGUUCGGAGCCAUCUUUUGCAUGUUCUUCGGCGACAAGUUCGGUCGAAGAAAGAUGAUCUUUGCCGGUAGCGGGAUCAUGAUCGUCGGUGCCGUCUUGCAAGCCUCUGCCUUCUCGCUUGCUCAGAUGUCAGUCGCUCGAGUUGUCACUGGUUUUGGCAACGGUUUUAUAACCGCGACAGUACCAAUGUGGCAGUCCGAAUGUGCCAAACCGGAAACCAGAGGACAGCUCGUCAUGGCCUCUGGCGCCCUUGUCACCUGUGGUAUCGCAUUCUCUAAUUGGAUUGAUCUUGGAUUCUACUUUGUCGACUCGAGUGCAAGCUGGAGAUUCCCUAUCGCUCUUCAGAUCGUGUUUGCCAUCUUCCUCAUGUCAAUUGUUUUGUACCUCCCCGAGUCCCCCCGCUGGCUUAUCAAGAUGGAUAGAUUCGACGAGGCCACAAAUGUAUUUGCAGCGCUCGCCGAUGUCGACAUCGAUAACCCGUAUAUCGCGGAGGAAAUUAACGAGAUCAAGGAAACGUUGACUUUGGAGCAGGGUAUGGAGUUUAGGAAGAUAUUCCAGAAAUCCCCGAAGAAGCACUUCCAUCGGACGGCGUUGGCUAUUGGGAUUUUGACUCUUCAGCAAUUGGGAGGAAUCAACAUCGUCUCUUACUAUGCUGCUUUUAUUUACGAAAAAUCUGUGCAUCUGUCGGCACUCAAUUCGAAAAUCAUUGCUGCCGUUUCCCAGACUCAGUACUGUAUGGCAGCUUGGGUGCCAUUUUUCAUCAUUGAGAAGGUAGGACGUCGCCAACUGAUGAUCUGGGGUGCAGUAGGUCUCGCUAUCACGCUCGGCAUCAUUACCGGAACAGUUCACGAGGCUGAUAAGGGCAAUUCAAAAGCGGGAGUUGCCUCCGUGGUGUUCAUUUUCUUGUACGACACUUGCUUUGCGAUCGGCUGG